Exophiala xenobiotica is the source of this 1053-nucleotide messenger RNA. RefSeq lists its product as uncharacterized. NCBI's taxonomy places the organism in Eukaryota, Fungi, Ascomycota, Eurotiomycetes, Chaetothyriales, Herpotrichiellaceae. The record is from RefSeq and is a predicted model, not a curated record. The transcript is spliced from 3 exons. Gene Ontology annotation, molecular function: oxidoreductase activity. Bases 1 to 1053 code for a protein of 350 amino acids.
AUGGCCCAUGUCCAGGUCACAACCCGCCGGGUCUAUCGGCGGACAGAUGACUACACCCCGAAUAAAUCGAGGGUGAAGCUCGUGACUGAAGAUCUACCGCUUCCACUCGCUGCGACCUCGGUGCUGAUCAAGGUGCAUGCCGUCUCUCUCAAUUACCGAGACGCCAAUAUCGCCAACGGCGGCAACCCGUGGCCGGUCACGCCACAUGGUAUACCGUGCAACGAUGCGGCUGGGGAGGUCAUAGCCGUUGGUGAAGGGGUGAGAACGUUGCAGGUUGGAGACAGGGUCGCGCCCAUCAUCGACACCGAGAACUUGACUGGCCGAGAAUCAAAAAGGUCUUGGUUAGCAGCCGACGAGGACGGAGUUCUGGCCGACUAUCUGGUCUUCAGUGAAGAGAAACUGACGAGGUUGCCGAAGCAUCUUGACUGGGUGCAAGCCUGCCUGAUUCCCUGCGCCGGAGUGACUGCGUGGACUUCUCUGCUAGGGAUUGGUAUUGGAAAGAGCGUCUUGAUCCAAGGCACCGGCGGCGUUGCCAUGAUCGCACUAAAACUUGCUCGAACGGCCGGACUCAAGGUGAUUCUAAGCUCUUCGAGUGACGCCAAACUAGAGAGGAUGAGGAAGCAGUUCUCAAACCCGCCGCUUCUCACCGUCAACUAUGCGACGAACCCCCAGUGGCACGAAGAGGUCCUGAAACUUACCGAUGGCACAGGCGUUGAUCUAGUUGUCGAAAUUGGCGGCACUCAAACCUUGGUGAAGAGCAUGAAAUGUACGCGGCGAGGCGGGACCAUCAGCCAAGUCGGGUACCUGAGCAAGCAGAACCUCGAUGACCUGGCGGAGUUUAUUCCCCUUCUCAUCGAUCGCAGAAUCAUCUUAAGGGGAAUCAAUGCCGGAUCGAGACUCGAGCAGGAGGAUCUUUGCGCUGCUUUGUCAGCGACGCAAAUGCGCUUCGACGACAUUAUCGACAAGGUCUAUGAUUUCUCUCAGGCUGACGAGGCAAUUGAAGAUAUCUGGCAAGGUAGACAAGUUGGGAAGCUCGUGAUUCAAAUAAGAUGA